Molecule: messenger RNA, 1355 nt
Organism: Mastomys coucha (southern multimammate mouse)
Lineage: Eukaryota; Metazoa; Chordata; Mammalia; Rodentia; Muridae
Gene: Eid3
Product: EP300 interacting inhibitor of differentiation 3
Exons: 1
Coding region: 114-1256 (380 amino acids)
Biological process (GO): DNA repair
Cellular component (GO): nucleus; Smc5-Smc6 complex
Source: RefSeq, a predicted model, not a curated record
GGGCGGGGUCACUUGCGCGUGGGCAGGAGGCUCUGUUCCAACUGCUUUCAGUUGAGUCGUGUUGCUACCGUUGGUAGUAGCCCUAGGAGAGCUGUUAUCUGUGCACCACCACCAUGUCUGAAGAAAAAUAUUCUUUUACUGGAGGCAAAGAGAAAAGAGAGGAGCUGGUCAGGAGCCUGGCAUGGCAGCACCUGGUGAAGCAGGGGAAGGAGGAGAAGGAGGAAGAGGAGGUGAAGAAGGAAGAAGAGGAAGAGGAAGAUGAGAAAGAGGAAGAGGAGAGCCCAGAGAGUAGCUCCGAUGACCUGACUCCCGAGACCCCCUGCAUGCACCCAGACCUCCUGGAGCUGGCAGUGGACCGAGAGAAGUGCCGCAGAAUCCGCAGGCAGUACCGGCAGCUCAUCUACACUGUGCAGCAGAACCGCGAGGACAUUGUGAACACGGCCAGCGACUCACUCACUGAGGCCCUGGAGGAAGCCAAUGUGCUGUUUGAUGGAGUGAGCAGAACCAGAGAGGCAGCCCUCGAUGCGCAGUUCCUGGUUUUGGCUUCUGAUCUGGGUAAAGAAAAGGCAAAGCAGUUAAACUCCGAUAUGAGCUUUUUUAAUCAUACUGUCUUCUGCGACUUGCUGCUGAUGUUUGUGGGCCUCAAUUGGGUGGAAGAGGAGUGUGAGGAAUUGAGCAACUGCGACGAUAGCAUAGCUCUUUCCUUCUGGGGCACAUUGCACAGGGAAGCAAUGGCCUGGAUGCUGCAAGCCAAAACGUUCCACUUCAUUUUUGGAUCAUUUAAGGCAGAAUGUUCUAGACAAAAGCCCCGGCUUGAACAUCACAAAAGAGCUUGCAAAAUGGAAGGAAAUGGGGAUAUGCCUACAAAGUUGAAGAAGCUGGAUAUGCAUGCUAAUCAGGAGACGACAGAAAAAGAAGUUGAGAGAAUCUUGGGAUUGCUGCAAACCUACUUUCAAAAGUACCCCGAUACUCCAGUGUCGUAUUUUGAGUUUGUGAUCGAUCCAAACUCAUUCUCUCGCACUGUGGAGAAUAUAUUUUAUGUUUCUUUUAUUAUUAGGGAUGGUUUUGCAAGAAUAAGGCUUGACCAAGACAGACUGCCGAUUUUGGAGCCAACUAAUGUUAACCAGGUGGAUGAGGAGGGUGAUUCCUGCUCUUACGGCAGGAAACAAGGAGUUAUAGCUUUGAGUUUACAGGACUGGAAAAAUAUUGUCUCCACUUUUGAAAUUUCAGAGGCUAUGAUCAAAAACUCAUACUAAAGAGUUUUAUUCAUAGUGUAUGACUCCAUCUUGAACUAACAUCGAAAAAUGGAAUCUAAACAGAAGCACAAAUUCUAGUAAAGUAUUUUCAAGAACAAA